Knipowitschia caucasica is the source of this 831-nucleotide messenger RNA. The record is from the annotation of a GenBank genome assembly. Lineage: Eukaryota; Metazoa; Chordata; Actinopteri; Gobiiformes; Gobiidae.
AUGGCUGAGCAGUUGGUAGCAAUGGAGGACUCUCUGACUUGUCCGAUCUGUCUGCAGACUUUCAAAGAGCCACUCACUCUGGACUGUCACCACAACUUCUGCAGCGACUGCCUCCAGGGAUUCUGGGACCAGAGGCCGAUCAUGGACUGUCCCACCUGCAGAAGCAUCUCCCCUGAAGAGGAAAUUGUUGUCAACUUUGCCUUGAAGCAGCCGUGUAUUCCAGCGGGAGGCAAACCCGAAUCCAACGUGAGAUCUGGAGCCUGCCCUUCACACCCACAGACAGAGACAGAACUGAAACAGCAGCUGAAGUCCCAGCUCCAGAGCCUGAAGAGGAGCAGAGAACAGGCCCAGACUUUAGAACAAGCCUACAGAGAGUACCAGCAGCAUGCACACGCUCAGGCCCAGCUCUGUGAGAACACCAUCACUGCACAGUUCCAGCGCUUACACUGCUUUCUGAAGGACGAGGAGGAGCUGCGUCUGUUUGAGCUCAGAUUGGAGCAGAACUCAAAGGCGCAGCGACUGGACCGAGAGCUUGCCACAGUCACACAUCGGCUAGCCUCUCUGCAGAAGCACAUCCAGCAGCUGGAAAAGCAGCUGCAGAAGAACACAGAGGACUUCCUUGUGUGCCACAGCCCAGCACAGAGCCACACAGAACCCACUCAGCCUCUGCCUUCCCUGGGACCCAACCUGCUCAUAGACCAGGCCAAAGUGCUGGGAAACCUGGGCUUCAGGGUUUGGAGGAAGAUGAGGAGCGUGGUCGAGUUCAGCCCAGUGGUUCUGGAUCCAAAUACGGCGCACUCAAAGCUCCAGGUUUCUGAGGACAUGAGCUAA